GUGUUGUUCGCUUCGUUGUGACCGGGUGUAUGUUGGCGGCUGAUUUGACUCGCGAAUACAUUUUGUGUAAUAGCUAGAUUUAUUAAAAAUCAAACAAAUUGAGUUAUAUUUAUUAGUGAGUCCAUGUGUCGGACGUUUUUUUUUACGGGACUACAUGCGAACGUAAUCUUCGUCAUUAUGAAUAAGUCAAAGUGAGAUUUUGUCUGAUCAAGUGAAACCAAACAGAACCAUAACAAAAGUGCGAUCACAGAAACGACCAACAGAAUCUGCUGGACAAAGAUUCAAUGCCAGUAGGAAUAUAAUGGUAGCAGUAAUCGCUGAGGGAGAAAGUGUAUGAAACUCGAUAGUGUUCAUAAUCUUUUUAUGGUUUCCCAAAUUCAAUUAUUGAUCAGAACACAAUAGAGCGUUAUAAUUGAACAAUGGACUCUGUUGGAUAUCGUAUCGAAAGUUAGAAAUACGACAUAAUUUCAAUUGCGUGGGUGUGCUAAAAAAUGGAUGUAGUGUCUGUGCGAUCGUUGCCGAUGAAAAUGCUGUAUGCAUCCAUGGUCAAAUUUGCAUAAUUCCAGCAUGUGUUGAAAUUCGAAUGGUGGUGCUUGUCAUAAUAUUGCUAAAGUGACAAAAGAUUGUGGUUUUUCUUGUUUUUUUUUCGAAUUGCAUUUGUGGCUUGUGCAUUAUUAUGAAUAUUCUGUAUAUUCUGAGCUGUGCAGUAACUAAUACAUAAAAUUUAUUAAUUUAGCAGAAACGUAUUAAAAUAAUAGUUGCUUGAAAGUGGAUUUGGAGUUUUGGUAGGCGAUUUACAUUCCAUAGAACUACAUCAACAAUUUAAGGGAGAAAAACAGACUGAAAGAGGCCUUUCUUCUCAUGCGACAAGUUUUCGUUUUAUUACAGACAGCCUGUCUCGAGAAGUACCCAACAUCGCCAUAAACGCGGCGUAGCGAACAAGUGCAACAUCACGCAAAACAAUUCAUAUCUUCCGUGCGAAAGCUGCUCAACCGUUACCGGAGCGCUGUUUAAUCAGGAGGGGCACCGAGACUUCUUCGUUCGGUAAGAUCUCCCCCAACUUCGGUCAUAGUGGAGAAGAAACUGAAAAGCGGCAAGAUGGCCAGUACGGGCGAUAUCUGGCUACAAUGGUUCUCCUGCUGCUUCCACCAACCACAGAGCCCCCGGCGGCGGCGACAUCACCAGCGACUACGAAUAGACCGGUCAAUGAUCGGAAAUCCCACCAAUUUUGUGCACACGGGCCACAUCGGCUCCAAUGACGUCGAACUUUCCACGAACCACCUCUCGGCGAUACAAAACCAAAUGCAGAGUAAAGGUGGCUAUGAAAUGAACUCGCUAAGACUACAGGCUUGCUGAUAGCCCGUGAUUCGCUGCUGCCCGUUAAUUUAUUCCUAGUUUAUAAGGCUAUUCAGCAUUGGAAACAAUAGCACGGCCUACGCAAGCGAGCGAUCAACACAUCUAAUGCGGAUUAAUUAGCAGAAACAACUAUCAUUUUGGCACCCGGCGAAUGGAAGCAAAAGUUAAUUAACGCUAAGCUGGGAAGAAACGCUCAGAUGACUACCAUAAAGCAUUUCAGCACAAUCUUUGGAAAAUAGCAAAGUAUAAAAAACGUAGACGCACUACUUGACAAUAACCGAAAUCUACCCGGAAGAAAAACACCAGUAGGUCCCGAACAACAAACGUAGCGGCCUUAUGCAUACUUAUAGUGUUAUCCGCGUUAACCGUGGAGAAUGUUAUGCGAGAUAGAAUAUUAUGUGUGAUUCUGAGUGAAUGAUAUUAUUAUAAGCAAGUAUUUAGUUAACGAUGAUUAAAUCAAUAAUUGAAAAGUGGUGCUUCACGAAGAGAUCAAAAUAAAUAACUAAUAUGUAGUAAUAAACAAUAUUAAAUGUGCCACGAGUGCACCCGUGUACAUUUUUGUACAUAGUUCCUUGAAUUAAAAAGUGUCAAUAUUAUGCUCACAAAUUAGAAAUGUAAGUUCAAUGAAAUAAACUGAAUUGAUAGAACAGAA
Molecule: messenger RNA, 2008 nt
Organism: Armigeres subalbatus
Lineage: Eukaryota; Metazoa; Arthropoda; Insecta; Diptera; Culicidae
Gene: Spec2
Product: CDC42 small effector protein homolog
Exons: 5
Coding region: 1099-1356 (85 amino acids)
Biological process (GO): regulation of Rho protein signal transduction
Cellular component (GO): plasma membrane
Molecular function (GO): small GTPase binding
Source: RefSeq, a predicted model, not a curated record